This is a messenger RNA of Chrysemys picta bellii (western painted turtle), 663 nucleotides long. The record is from RefSeq and is a predicted model, not a curated record. Lineage: Eukaryota; Metazoa; Chordata; Testudines; Emydidae.
AGGAAAGUGAAGAAUAAGAGAAAGAUGAUUGCAGGUGAAUUUAACAGACUGCACAUGCUGCUGAGAGAGGAGAAGCAACUGCUUCUGCAGAGACUGGAGGAGGAGGAGAGGGCGACUCUGCAGAGACUACGGGAAAAUGUCACCAAACUCUCCCGGCAAAGCUCCUUUCUGCAGCAUCUGAUCACAGAGAUAGAGGAGAAGUGUCAGCAACCAGUUGUCGAGCUGCUAAAGGAUGUGAAAAGCACAUUGAGCAGGAGUGAGAAUGUGAAACUCCAGGAACCAGAAGCUGUUUCUACUGACCUGAAGAACAUGUAUAAAAUUUCCCUUGACAUGAGGGAAGCGCUGAAGAGAUUCAUAGGUGAGUGGAGUCUACUGGGACAUUCAGCUGUAUUGUGCCUGGGGAUCUGGACAGCACCUGGGACCCCAGGACACGCAUGGACCCAGCUGACAGGCUUGGAGCUGUGUGAUAGCUGGAGGCUGAUGCGCUGAGUGCUGGGCAGUUUGCCUGCUACUUACAGCCACCUGCUGGUACUUGCCCAGGUAUCUGACCAGGCCCCAUCACUCUGACAUCCUGACCCCUCCAUGGCUGAGUUAAUGGGUGUCACUGAGCCAGCUGCUGUGAGGCCUGGACUGGGCCCAUUGUGCUGGGUGCUGCACAGGCUG